CUUGCCAUUCCAACCCAGUGACGAGUCCAACGAAAACAUACUACCGACAGUUACUUGUUCCACGCCCAGGAUAACCAGAAUCCCUACUCUGGCCACAGACGACUGACUGUGCUUAACAACUCCCGUACCGUCAGAUGAGAUAACCAGAGAACAUCAGCAGAUACAACAAGAGCUAAGAAACAGCUAUGUCUCUGGAUCCGCCAACUUAUCUCGCAUCGCUGCAGAAUAACAUCCGGCAGAGACCGAUUCCUUGGGACGGUCAAGUGCGCGCGGGCACCCUGACCGAGGACCAGCUGGCCAGGAUCAAGGCUGUUGAGCGGGCCAAGAAGGAUGCCCGCAGGGAAAUCGUCGAAGGAGACCUCGACGGAUACCGGAUACUCUUCGUCAGCGAGGAGGGAAAGCCCAGCGUCCUGGAGCUGGCCAGCAAGAGGACCGAGGUCGUCCAGUACAUCUUGGUCCUCCUGAAGGACUUGCUCGAUGGCGUGCCCUCCCUCCCAAAAGCCCUCUUCAAAAAUGGAGACCCGUACAAACACUUCCUCCCGCUUCUGGCACACUCCUCUAGCCCUGAAGAUCCGAUACCCCUCCUCACAUCCACCGUGCUUGCCAGCCUUAUGGCAAGCUCGCGGGACGAAUCCGCAGCGACUGUCAAGAAGGCCCUCCCCCACCUCUACAGCUACCUCUCCUCCCUGACCAAGAACUCCGAUGCCGGCCUGCAGGAUAUUGGCGUGCUCGAGUACUCGUCCCUGCUCUAUGGCAGUGUUUCCCGGCAGCAGUUCUGGGCACAGCGCAGUGAGACCGUCGAGCCGCUGAUACACAUCUUGAAGACAGCAUGUGGUGUUGCCAAUGGGGACUCGAGCGCGAGCCUGUGGAGCGGGACGACGGGCGUGAGCAAGGGCUUGGACGGCUCCCUGGGUGGUGGCGUGGGUCUGCAGCUGCUUUAUCACGUCCUUCUUGUCAUGUGGCAGCUGAGUUUCGAGGCCGAGGAGGUGGGCGAUGAGCUGAACGACGAGUACGACAUCAUUCCUCUGUACACCCAGCUCCUCCGCCUCUCUCCCAAGGAGAAGACGACCCGGCUCCUGGUAUCGACGCUCUACAACCUCCUGCGCACCAACCAGAAGACACUCCUACCCCAGGCCGUGCUCGUCCGCCUACCCGCCCUCCUUCAGAACCUCAGCACGCGCCAGUUCACCGACCCCGACCUCCAGGAGGAGCUGGCCGCCCUCAAGGACAUGCUCGAGGAGUACACAAAAACAAAGACGACCUUUGACGAGUAUGUGGCCGAGGUGCAGUCAGGCCACCUACGAUGGUCACCACCCCACAGAAGCACGGUAUUCUGGGCCGAGAAUGCCCGGAAGAUCAUCGACUACGAGAACGGCGAGGUUCUCAAGAAGCUGGCCGAGAUCAUGUCGAAGCCCUGGGACAAUGACAAGGCCGUGCUGGCCAUCGCGUGCAAUGACGUCGGCGCCCUGGUCAAGGAAGUGCCAGAGAAGAGGGGCACGCUUGAGAAGCUGGGCCUCAAGACGAGGGUGAUGCAGUUGAUGGCCGAGGCGGAUGAGAACGUGAGGUGGGAGAGCUUGAGGGCGCUGGGCGGGUGGCUGAAGUACAGUUUUGAGAAUAAUGACAAGUAA
Molecule: messenger RNA, 1628 nt
Organism: Cryphonectria parasitica EP155
Lineage: Eukaryota; Fungi; Ascomycota; Sordariomycetes; Diaporthales; Cryphonectriaceae
Product: ARM repeat-containing protein
Exons: 3
Coding region: 186-1628 (480 amino acids)
Biological process (GO): proton transmembrane transport
Cellular component (GO): fungal-type vacuole membrane; vacuolar proton-transporting V-type ATPase, V1 domain
Molecular function (GO): proton-transporting ATPase activity, rotational mechanism
Source: RefSeq, a predicted model, not a curated record